Molecule: messenger RNA, 1068 nt
Organism: Nematolebias whitei (Rio pearlfish)
Lineage: Eukaryota; Metazoa; Chordata; Actinopteri; Cyprinodontiformes; Rivulidae
Gene: pou4f3
Product: POU class 4 homeobox 3
Exons: 2
Coding region: 1-1041 (346 amino acids)
Biological process (GO): regulation of transcription by RNA polymerase II
Molecular function (GO): DNA-binding transcription factor activity, RNA polymerase II-specific; RNA polymerase II cis-regulatory region sequence-specific DNA binding
Source: RefSeq, a predicted model, not a curated record
AUGACCAUGAACGGCAAGCAGCACUUCUCCAUGCAUCCGGCCCUGCACGAGCCCAAGUACCCCGGCCUGCACUCAGGCUCGGAGGGCAUGCGCAGAGUCUGUCUGCCCGCCCCGCAGCUGCAGGGCAAUAUAUUCGGAGGCUUUGAUGAGAGCCUGCUGGCGCGCGCAGAAGCUCUGGCGGCUGCUGACAGCAUCGUCUCUCAAGGCAAGAGCCACGCGUUCAAAGCAGACGUGACGUACCAUACCAUGAGCAGUGUCCCCUGCACCUCAGCCUCCUCUUCCUCCUCCACCGCCGUGCCCAUCUCCCACCACCACCAUCACCACCACCUCGGACAGAGCCUGGAGGCCGGGGACCUCCUGGACCACCUCUCCAGCAGCCUGGCUGUGACCGGGAUGGGCGCUCCGGAGCCUCCCGGGAUGACCACGUCGACGCACCAUCACCACCACCAGCAUCACGCCCACCACCACCUGCAGACCAUGGGCCAGCUGCACCAAGCCAUGGCCACCAUGGCCCACCCUCACUCCCUGUCCGUGCACGGCGGCAUGGCGUGCGUCAGCGACGUGGAGUCGGAUCCCCGGGAGCUGGAAGCCUUCGCGGAGCGCUUCAAGCAGAGGCGCAUCAAGCUGGGCGUGACGCAGGCGGACGUGGGCGCAGCGCUGGCCAACCUCAAGAUCCCCGGCGUGGGCUCGCUGAGCCAGAGCACCAUCUGCCGGUUCGAGUCCCUCACGCUGUCCCACAACAACAUGAUCGCGCUGAAGCCGGUGCUGCAGGCCUGGCUGGAGGAGGCGGAGGCCGCGCACCGGGAGAGGAGCAGCAAGCCGGACGUGUUCAACGGCAGCGAGCGCAAGAGGAAGCGCACGUCCAUCGCCGCGCCGGAGAAGCGCUCCCUGGAGGCGUACUUCGCCAUCCAGCCGCGGCCCUCCUCGGAGAAGAUCGCAGCCAUCGCGGAGAAACUGGACCUGAAAAAGAACGUGGUUCGAGUGUGGUUCUGCAACCAGCGGCAGAAACAGAAACGAAUGAAAUACUCCGCGGUGCACUGACUUGUUUCCUCCUCUUCCCCCCCUCCU